GCGACUUUCAUCAAAUUAACGCUACAUUGUGACAAGGAUCACACAAACAAAGGGGAUUUUCUUUCAAAAAAAAGGUUAGGUGGAGUAAUUUGAACAUUUAUCCACUGUCAUUAUUGUUAUACAUAGCUUCAUUAUGAGUUUAAUCACAGAUAGCUCGGUCGCACUUGCAACAGACACGCAACUCGCUACACUCUCGGCUCUUCCCACAGUGAUUUUGCCCUCAUCACAGUUAUCUUCCGUGUCAUCGAGCUUCUACACAGAUCUUUCACAGGUGACUGACUUGUCUACAUGGAGACAGGAUAGUAGCUCCACCGAAAUUUCAACUCCAGCUAACUCAACAGCGACUUCAGUGUCGUACGAGAGACAGACAUCAGGAGCGAUGCCAAAUGGGCAUAAAGACAUCAAAGGUGUUAGCUGGAAAACGAUGGCUUUGGUUCCUUUGAUAUUGCUGCUUCCAGCGCUGCUCUGAAUACCCGUUGUAGCACUAGGAAGGCCGCUCAAGUCGAACAUUUAUGCUACGCAGCCAGUUGUCAUCGGAUUCACACACAGACAUCAACCGACACACAACAUUGGACUCACAUUAUAUAGUGAAAUGAUACCCAAGACAAAGCAUUGUAUAGAUUACAAAGCUACCAUGAAAUAAUACUCCACUCAGCUUGAACUCUUCAAUCAUACGAGUCAUAAGAUUAUCUAACCAUUUUCGAG
Williopsis jadinii is the source of this 705-nucleotide messenger RNA. RefSeq lists its product as uncharacterized. NCBI's taxonomy places the organism in Eukaryota, Fungi, Ascomycota, Saccharomycetes, Phaffomycetales, Wickerhamomycetaceae. The transcript has a single exon. The record is from RefSeq and is a predicted model, not a curated record. The coding region runs from base 134 to 469 and encodes 111 amino acids.